UCGCCUCGGGCGGCAGGGGCAGGGCUCCCGCCCCGCCAUGGAGAGCGGGAUGCCGCUGUCGGGCGGGCAGCGAGCCCUGAUCCGGGAGAGCUGGCAGCGGCUGAGCGGCAGCCCCGAGCAGCACGGCCUCGUCCUCUUCACCAGGUUGUUUGACUUGGAUCCUGACCUGCUGCCCCUUUUCCAGUACAACUGCAAGCAGUUUGCCAGCCCUCAGGAGUGCCUCUCUGCCCCUGAGUUCCUGGAUCACAUCAGGAAGGUGAUGCUGGUGAUUGAUGCUGCUGUGAGCCACCUGGAGAACUUGUCCUGCCUGGAAGAGUAUCUCUGCAACCUUGGCAAGAAGCACCAGGCAGUUGGUGUGAAGGUUGAGUCUUUCUCGACUGUCGGCGAGUCCUUGCUGUACAUGCUGGAGAAAUGCCUUGGUGCUGCCUUCAGCCCAGAGGUGCAGGAAGCUUGGAGCAAACUCUACAGUGCUGUGGCAAAAGCCAUGCAACGUGGCUGGGAGACCCACCCAGAAGGGGACUAGGUCCUGCCAGCCAUCCCUAUCCCUGAUCAUGCAGCAGUCCUGAGCACGGGGAGUCUCACACCACACUCGCUGCCUCUCCCCACCUCUGUCUUUCUGUGUGCCCCAGCCCAUGGCUGCCUCUGCCACUCACACUGCUGAGGGGCUCUCACGUGGUUCCAUCCUCCUUCAACACGAGCGUGUCUCUGCCUUUGCUAAGGGCUGGCAGGGCAUGUCCCUGCAGAAAGCCUGGCAGUGCCACAGCACAGGUAUGCCACCCUGCCCCAAGUUCCUUCAGGAACACCAACACCCAGGUACCUACUCUGGGUUUUAGCUUGCUCAUCUUCCCUCCUCUUGCUACCCACCCUAGGUAGGUGACAGCUGGCAUAGGACUCGGGCUUACUUGCCCAAAAUCCUAUUUGCUGUCUAUCUGAUCCUAGCUGACACUGCUCAGUCCUCCUGUGCUGCUGUACCUGGUUCAGCUGUGGCAGUGACAGAUUUGGCUCCAUCCAGGUCAAAAGGCAGCAAGAGAGCAAGGCUGGUCACACCGUGUGGCUGUCCUCAAACCUUGCAGAGAAUUUUCCCCCUCUCCCUUCAUCAAUAUAUCACUACCAGAUGGUUAAUCCUGGUGCUUUUUCCUUCCUUGCCUCUGACCCGGAUGGGAUCCCUGGCUUUUCCCCGUGUCAGGUUGCCACAACCCAGUAGGUUUCCUAGGGAUGCUUCAGGCAAUAGUGUCACAUUAAUCCCAAGGUGAGACUACUGUUGGCAGGGUUGGGCUGCCAGCUGAAAGGCUUUGUGUUGAUUUGGCCAGCUGGUUUAACCUUAGAGCCAUCUGAAAUGCAGCAACAGCCGCAGUAGCAAUGUCUGUUUACUGCUUUGUGUUUAGGAAAAUAAAAUAAAUCCAGGGAAAAGAUGUCUUAAAAA
Camarhynchus parvulus is the source of this 1423-nucleotide messenger RNA. It is a transcript of the gene NGB, whose product is annotated as neuroglobin. Lineage: Eukaryota; Metazoa; Chordata; Aves; Passeriformes; Thraupidae. The transcript is spliced from 4 exons. The record is from RefSeq and is a predicted model, not a curated record. Bases 38 to 523 code for a protein of 161 amino acids. Gene Ontology annotation, molecular function: oxygen binding; heme binding.